Brenthis ino (lesser marbled fritillary) is the source of this 294-nucleotide messenger RNA. The record is from the annotation of a GenBank genome assembly. NCBI's taxonomy places the organism in Eukaryota, Metazoa, Arthropoda, Insecta, Lepidoptera, Nymphalidae.
AUGACUUCUGUUCAGGAGUCAACACCUGAACAAGAGAAAAUAUCUGUACAAGAGGCAAGAGCUAAGCUAAGAGAAUCUUUUCUGAAAGCUAUUAGUGAAUUAAGAGGAGAGUCAUGUAAUAUUAUUACAUAUGAACAGUCUACUCUUGAAGCAAAAUUUUCAGGUUGGAAACCUGAUAGUUCUGAAAUACUGGUUAGUGAUCUGAAAACUCCAGCUAAUAUUAUUAUACCAUCUGCCUUACUGAGAACACCUGAUGUUUUAGCAAUAAAUUUUGAUAAACCAUUAGAAUUAUCA